Hypanus sabinus (Atlantic stingray) is the source of this 9024-nucleotide messenger RNA. RefSeq lists its product as uncharacterized. The transcript is spliced from 32 exons. NCBI's taxonomy places the organism in Eukaryota, Metazoa, Chordata, Chondrichthyes, Myliobatiformes, Dasyatidae. The record is from RefSeq and is a predicted model, not a curated record. Gene Ontology annotation, molecular function: protein binding. Gene Ontology annotation, cellular component: cytoplasm. Bases 731 to 8869 code for a protein of 2712 amino acids.
ACACCGUUCAGAUAAUAAUCUGCCUUCCUGUUCUUCCUCCCAAAGUGGAUAACCUCACACUUAUUCACAUUAAAUGACAUCUGCCAAGUAUCUGCCCACUCACCCAGCCUAUCCAAGUCACCCUGAAUUCUCCUAACAUCCUCCUCACAUGUCACACUGCCACCCAGCUUAGUAUCAUCAGCAAACAUUCAGUCAUGGGCUGAUCCACUUCAUCCAGUAAUUCCCACUCCCCUGCUUUCACCCCAUACCCUUUGAUGUCCUGGCUAAUCAAGAACCUAUCUAACUCCGUCUUAAAUACGCCCAAUGACUUGGCCUCCACAGCCACUCGUGGCAACAUUUAUUAUUGCAAGUGCCACAGCAGAGCAGUUGGUGCUCAUAAAUGAAUCACGUAAAGCAUACAGAUAUGAUCAAGUUCUUCAGUUGUUGUUCAAGUCAAACAUCAUCAUGGGGGCCGGGGGAAAAUGAUAUCUAAGGGAUAUUGAGAGUGGAACGAUUUUCGAUAUCAUUGGAUCAUCUCAGAAACUACCAAUCUCCUGGGACCUUCAUGAACUAUGGUCUCUGGAUUUUGUAGAGAAUGGUGCAGGGAAGAAAAAGAGCAGAUGUUUUGAGAGUGAAAACUUUUUGAUCGUGAGAGAGGACAGAAUCACCGGACUGAUUCCAGCUGACAGGAGGUCGACAUUAACUUUGAAGACACAGAGAAUGAACAAAAAUAAGUAAACAGGUAAAUAAUAUGUCGGGGGUUGAAUCCACCUCGCAACAAACGUAUUGCUGUCUUUUGCAGAGAGUCACUGAGCAUGCAAAGAACGGUAACCGAACAGGCGGUUCCAAACUCUUGCUCAGUCUAGUGAUGGACAAAGGCUCCAGUGCCCAGAGGGUGAUGUGGGAAGCGUUUGUGAAAAUGCGAAAUGAGUCGCCAAAGCUGGACAAAAUUCUGAAUGAGCUCCAGAAAACCGGUCCCGAUGUAUUUGAAUUCAUGAACAACAGCCAAGGUUUACCAGAAUUGCCCUGUCAUCUGCAAGAAGUUCACCAGAAACACAAGGAAAUAUUGCGGGGGGAAAACGAAAGAAUGAAAAUAGAAACGAUCCCGGAGGGGGAGGGGGAGAGUGAAUACUUCCAGUUGUCUGAUCGAUACUGUGAGCUCACGAUUGUUUCCACUGACCGAGGCUGCCGGAUGACGGAACAUGAACUGAGGGAAGGGGAUCUGGACGAUGAGAAGUGGAGAGAGAAACUGGAGAAGGACUAUAACAAAGGGGAAAAACUGCGAACGGAGCAGUUGUUCUGGAGCAGCUAUUCAUUGAGUCGAAUCACAUCUGGGAGUUCAGUAGCUUUGCUCGGAAUCCCAGGGAGCGGGAAAACCACGCUGGUGCAAAAGGUUAUUUAUGACUGGGCCACGGGGAAAAUAUUUCAGCAGUUUCAGUUUGUGUUCAGUUUCAAAUGCAAGGAUUUAAACAAAAUUAAAGGCAAAAUAAACCUGAGGGAGCUGAUUUUGAGUCAAUAUCAGCACCUUGGGAAUGACAUAGGAGAGGUCUGGAAGAACCCGAAGGCACUGCUGUUUAUAUUUGAUGAUUUAAAUGAAUUCAAGCACAGAAUCGAUUUCACAGACAGUCAUAGAAACGGACGACUUCAGCCCAUGCGCCCGGAUCCCGAGUGGCGAUGCGAAGUGUCUGACAUUGUGCACGGUUUAAUCCAGCAUAAGCUGCUCCCAGGGUGUUCAGUGCUGGUCACCUCCCGCCGCACUGCGUUACAUUUAUUGGAAAAGGCAGACAUCACCCUCUGGGCUGAAAUCCUGGGAUUUUCCGAUAAGGAACAAAAAGAAUACUUCAGUAGGUUUUUUGAAGACCAGGCAGUGGCGACAUCUGCAUUCAAACUCCUGCAGGAGAACAAGAUCCUUUACAGCAUGAGCCAUAAUCCGUUAUACUGCUCAGCGAUCCGCCAGUCACUGGGGGGCACGGACGUAAAGAGAGACAGCGGGCAUUGGGGUUUGCCCAUAACCAUAACGCAAACCUUUUCCAAGCACAUUUACAACAUCCUGAAGCACCACAGACGUGACGCAGAGAAACCAAAAGACGUGCUCAUGAUGGUUGGUAAUCUGGCUUUCAAGGGACUGUCCGAGAAGAAGACUACGUUUACAGCUGAAGAUCUGAUUGAACACGAUUUGAAACCUACUGGAUUCCUGUCCAGUUUCAUGAUAGAACUGCUGAAGGGAGAUGGUUCCACGGGGACCGUGGUUUACGCGUUUACCCACCUCGUUGUACAAGAGUUUGUUGCCGCACUCACACAGUUCCUACGAGCUGAUCCUGAGGACAGCCGGGAUCUUUUCACUGAAAUCCAGCCUGCAGAAGAUGACCGAUUUGAGACAUUUCUUCGCUUUGUCGUCGGCCUCUCCUACAGCGGAUCAGACUGGGCUCUGAAGGAAUUUCUGGGUCCGUUCCCCGAUCAGACCGCUAACCUAGUUAAAGAGUGGCUAGAGAAGGAGAUUGACCGUCAGAUCGCAAACACAGGGACAGAUUCCAAUAAAAGGGAACUGCUGAAUGCACUGCAAUACGUGACUGAAUCUCAGGAUCGUAAACUAGCUCAGGCUACUCUGGGAUCUGCGAAAGUUGUUUCGUUCAGCGGAUCGCUGCUGACUCCAACUGACUGUGCAAUCCUGUCUUGUGCUGUUGGGCUCAGUGGCUCCAUAAAACACCUCAAUGUGGAGAGCUGCUAUAUUGAACUUGAAGGACUCCAGCGACUGGGACCAGUGCUUCAGAGAUGCCAGGAACUGGGACUGAACUGCAAUCAGUUGCGGGAUUCUGGAGUGAAACUGCUGUCUGAACGUGCGAUGGAACCAGGCUGCCAAAUAGAGAAGCUUCGGCUGGAUAUGAACGUCCUCACGCACUGUUGCGCUGGGGAUCUGGCCUCCAUUCUCCAUAGAAGCUGCUCACUGCAGGAACUGGACCUGAAUUACAAUAACCUGGGCGACUCAGGCGUGAAAGAGCUAUCUAAGGCUUUAGAGAACCCGGACUGCAAACUAAUGAAGCUACGGUUGUGCGCAAACGGACUCACGGCGGCUUGUGCCAAAGACCUCGCCCGCGCUCUCGGCAAGAACCGACGGCUGACCGAACUCGAACUGGGCAACAAUGAUCUGGGGGAUGCCGGAGUGGAGCUUCUGUCCGCGGCGCUGAGGAACCCGGACUGCAAGCUGCAGACCUUGGAUCUGUGGUGCAACAGCCUCAGAGCUUCUUCCGCCGAGUGCCUGGCCUUGACUUUCAGUACAAACCGCUCACUGACGGAGCUGAUCCUGGGUGAUAAUGAACUUGGAGAUUCGGCAGUGAAACUGGUGGCGGCGGUGAAGUCCGAGUCGGAGUUUAAGACGAAGUCACUGUGCCUGUUCAAGACCGGUCUCACGGAUUCUUGCGCCGAGGAUCUGGUUUCCGUCCUUCUCGCAAUGGGCGCCUUGGUACGCGUGAACCUGAAUUACAACUGCUUCACAGACCGAUCGAUCCCCUCCUUCACCACUCUGGUAAAGGAUCACAGCUGCUUGGAGUAUAUCGGAAACGAAAACUGCCCGCAUUACUUCACAUGUUACGCGCUGCCCAAGUCGAAGUGGUUGUGCCGCGGUCAGCACAACAGUCGCGCCCCGGAUUCGAUUCCGGCGGCUGCCUGUGAGGAGCUUUGCCUUGCACCCACGGCCGCCUGGGUUUCCUCCGCGUGCUUUGCUUUCACCCCACGGCCCAAAGACUCUGGAUGCAUCAGCGCCUCGUUCAGCACUUUCACCCCGGAAUCUCCCAGAUUAUUGUCAUUCAGGUACAGUCCCGUCAACGUGUCGCUUGUGACGAGCGCAGAGGCGAGAUCCUCCGCGCAGGACGUCUGUGGUCUUCAGAGCUUCGGACAGCAGCUUCACUCCCGAAUCUCCCAGAUGAUUGUCGCCCAGCGAGAGUGCAGUCAACGAGGGGUUAAUGCCGAGAGCCGAGGCCAGAUGCUCGGCUGCAGAGGCGUCCGACUUCCCGAGAGCCUCGGACAACACUUCCACUCCGGAAUCUCCCAACUGGCUUUGAUCCAGAUCCAGCUCAGUCAGCGUUGGGCUUGCAGCGACAAUGGAGUUGGACCAGCGGAGGGCGGAGAGCGGCGGAUCGCCCGUGUCGGCGUCGGCUCUCCUUACUGGACCCAAACACGGAAGCUGAUCUAUUGUGUGAUAAGAGGAAGGUCGCGGCCGCCGGCCCGCCAGUUGCGGAUGAGAAGUGGAGAACAGCAAAAGAAAAGCGGCAAGUCGCAGGCCGAGCCGGCGAGCGGGUCGACUGCCCCAGCCCCUGUUCUACCCACCCUCGCAGAAAUUUCGGAUCCUCCGCCCCGGGACAGGGCAGACAGCGAAAGGGAUUGGGUGGGUGGCAUUUCGAUGAUCGGCUCAGCCAGUGUCUGUGAAUUGGAUCCGCCGCCAGAGCUCCGGGCCCCCGAGCUCCACCCCCUCCACCAGGAGCUGGUUUCGCUGCCCCGGUGCGUGUUUCAGCAGAAACAUUCCUCGCCCGCUUCGGGCCGCGUUAAUGAGCAGGUUUCCUCGCUCUCGAUGCUGGAGUCUGCUGCCAAACCGGUCCGAUUAGAUUUCAGCAGAGAGGCCGCUCCUUUAGCCCGCAGCAGGCGAGGGAUGUUUCUGUUGAAACACGCGCUGUACCGCGGCAGUCAGACCAGCCUCUGCCGGGGUGGUUGGGGGGCGGAGCUCAGCGCCCCGGGAGAACCAGGGCCGGAUCAAAUUCACAGGUUGCUCCUGGCGACGGCAGGCGAUAGGCUGUCGGAGAAUAACAAGGAGCCGGAACGGAAACCGAGACAGGAGCUCCCGGCGGCGGCCGUGAGAGAUGAAGUGAGAGUGGAUUGUGAAACCGGUUCCAAAACUUUCCAACAGGAAAAGCCGCUCCCCGUUGCGAGGAAUGUGAUCGUUGGAAUCCAUGCUGUGGGCCUGCAGAACCUUUUCUUCACUCACACAAGCUUCAGACAGCAGCUUCACUCCCGAAUCUCCCAGAUGAUUGUCGCCCAGCGAGAGUGCAGUCAACGAGGGGUUAAUGCCGAGAGCCGAGGCCAGAUGCUCGGCUGCAGAGGCGGGACGGCCAUGGAAGCGGUGAUCACCAUGGAGGCAGAUUCCAGUGGGAAUCAGGAUCUGAGCGAAGAUUCCAGUGGGAAUCAGGAUCUGAGCGAAGAUUCCAGUGGGAAUCAGGAUCUGAGCGAAUCGCAAGCGACCCCAGACACAGCCUCUUUCACGCUUCAUCGUUUGACUGACUCCGACAUUACGGAGGUGACGAAGUUCUACCACAGCAGACUGUUGCGGGCGAUGGAAGAAGGGGUGAUGGGCGUCAGCUCAACAUUGACCUACGGAAAACUCUUUAAUGAGGAAGAGCAUCAGAUGGUCACUGAACUUGCGGACAAGGAGCAGAAGGCAGAAAGUUCUGAGCAACUCCUGGGACUGGUGAUGGCGAAGGGUCCCGCGGCCCAAAGAGCCAUGUGGGACUCCUUUGUGAACAUGCGCCGUGGAGUACCUAAGCUGGACAGGAUACUGAAAGAAGUUGAGGAACACGGUACCUCUCUGCCAAGCCACGCAUUCGUCACAGAGGUUGUAUCGAAACUGCCCAGCAAACUACAUGGCGUACAAAAGCAACACAAAGAUUCCCUCCUAAGGCUGACCCAGAUAUUCGAAUUGAAGUCUAGCCUGACGAAGGGAAAGGUGAAGCUUUCGCAGCUGGGCGACCGAUACACGGAGCUGACUAUCAUUUCCCCGAUCCGCCAGUGGAGGCUGGUGGAGCACGAGCUGCUGGCGCGUGGCAAAGAUCACGAGGAAUGCCGGGAAUCGGAUCUGCGUAGAGAUCUGGAGAAAAUCCGCAUCGGCGAGCUGUUUCGAAGCUCUUUCACUCGGGAGGUCCGCCUGGUGCAGAGGUCAAACGGGCAGGCGGAGGAAUUUCAUUCCGGGUGCUCGGCGGCCGCCUGCGGAGUUCCGGGGAUUGGGAAAACGACCUUGGUGCAGAAAAUAACUCACGACUGGGCCGCCGGAUAUCUGUAUCAACAGUUCCAGUUUGUUUUUAGUUUCAAAUUCCGCGACCUGAACACCAUUAACGGAAAAGUAUCUUUGAAACAUCUGGUUUUGCAUUCAUAUGAUUACCUGGAGAAAAUUCUAGAUGAAAUUUGGAAGAAUCCUACAGUUCUGCUCUUUAUAUUCGACGGAUUUGAUGAAUUCAAGGACAACAUCGACUUUGAUGAAAGCGGGAGAGGAACGGAGCGUCAACACAUGUGCCCCGAUCCCGAUAGCCUUGGUGAAGUAUCUGACAUUGUCUACAGUCUAAUCCAGCGCAAACUGCUCCCGGGAUGUUCAGUGUUACUAACCACCCGCCCCACAGCGUUGUAUCUGUUGGAAAAGGCGCAGAUCAACCUCUGGGUUGAGAUUCUUGGAUUUUCUGGUGAGGAACGGAAAGACUAUUUCGUCAAGUUUUUUGACAAGGACGAGAAGGUGUCAUCGGCGUUUUUCAAACACAUGGAAGAGAACAAGAUCCUGUACACGAUGAGCUACAACCCCUCUUACUGCUGCAUCCUCGGUCAGGUUUUGGGUCCCUUCUUUAUGCAAGACGAGAAACGUACGUUAAUUCCCAGGACCAUCACCCAGCUGUAUUCCCAUUUUAUUUACAACAUCCUGAAAAGUCAUGUCGCCGACACUGAAAAAUGUAAUGAUUUAUUGUUAAGAGUUGGUCAGAUGGCCUUCUCAGGACUGCACGAGAAGAAGAUUGUGUUUACGGAAGAAGAUUUGAUGAAGCACGAUCUGCAGCCUUCCCAGUUCCUGUCUGGGUUCCUGGUGGAACUUGUAGAGCGAGAUGAUUUUGAUCAGAAAGUUGUGUACACAUUUCCGCACCUCACCAUCCAAGAGUUUGUAGCUGCACUCGCACAAUACCUGACUCCAGAGCCCGGGGAUAUCCUGAAAAUGCUCACUGAAGCCCACAACGAGAGCGAUGGGCGUUUUGAGAUCUUCCUGCGCUUUGUGGUGGGUCUCUCCUCCCCCGGGGCAUCUCGAAUACUGGAUGAGUUUCUGGAUCCUUGCUCUCGCGAAACCGCCUGCCGAGUGAUUGACUGGCUGAAGGAGAAAUUGGAAAGGCGGAUUGGGCUGACGUGGAGCGAACAAGGUAAAAGGAGCUUGUUGAACACGCUGCACUACCUGUUUGAGACUCAGAAUUCUGGGCUGGCUCAGACCACGCUGGGCUCUGUGCCGAGACUUGCAUUCGGAGACUCGGACUCCGAGAAGGCAUUGUUACUCACGCCCAUCGACUACGCUGUCCUGUCCCAUGCCAUUCGGCUCUGCCUGUCCAUCAACGAACUGGACCUUCGGAACUGCUCUGUUCAAUGCGAGGGGCUCCUCCAGCUGGAACCUGUCCUGAAUAAGUGCCAAGUGUUGAGGUUGGAAGGAAACAAUCUGGGAGAUUCUGGAGUGGAAAUAUUGUCCAAGAUUCUGACAAAUUCCGACUCCAAAAUACAAACAGUGGGGCUGGAUAAUAACGAUCUGACAGAGUCCUGCGCCGAACAUCUCGUGUCCGCUAUCAUGGAGAACCCAUCGUUGACGGAAUUGGAGCUGGGUUAUAACAGUCUCGGGGAUCCCGGAGCAAAGCAACUGUUUGCGGCUCUCAGAAGCCCUGAGUGUAAAAUAAAGGAAAUACGCCUGAAAAGCAACAGCCUCACGUCCUCCUGCGCCCGGGAUCUGGCCUUGACCCUUCGCACAAACCGUUCCCUGACGGAGCUGGACCUGGGUGGCAAUGAACUGGGAGAUUCCGGAGUGCAUCUGCUGUGCACGUCCCUCAUGGACCCGGAGUGUAAAAUACAGACGCUGCGUCUGGACAACAACGGCCUCACGGCUUCUUGCGCCGAAAGCCUCGCGGAGGUUUUCCAUCGGAAUGACUCCCUGAAGGAGCUGGACCUUGGACACAACGGACUGGGAGAUCUGGGAAUGAAACGACUGUCUGCUGCGCUGAGGGAGUCCGACUGCUCGGUGCAGGAGCUGCGGGUGAACGACAACGGUCUCACCGCCUCUUGUUCCGAGGACCUCGCGACCGCCCUCCGCGCCACCCCCUCGCUGACCAGGCUGGAGGUGGGCAGCAACAACCUGGGAGAUUCAGGCGUGAAGACGCUCUCUACUGCCCUGAAGGACCCGAACUGUAAAAUGCAGAAACUGUGUCUGAGUAAAAAUGGUCUGACCGCCGACUGCGCCAGAGAUCUCACCUCCAUUGUCGCUGCAAGCCCAACGCUGACUGAGCUGGAUCUGGAUCAAAACCAGUUGGGAGAUUCCGGAGUGGAAGUGUUGUCCGAGGCUCUCGGGAAGUCGGACUGCAACGUCCAGGAGCUGAGUCUGAAUGACAACAGCCUCACCGCCUCUGCAGCCGAGCAUCUGGCCUCGGCUCUCGGCAUUAACCCCUCGUUGACUGCACUCUCGCUGGGCGACAAUAAUCUGGGAGAUUCGGGAGUGAAGCUGCUGUCUGAAGCUCUGAAGACCACAGACUGUAACAUACAGGAAUUACGGCUGAACAACAAUGGUCUCACACUGUCAUGCGCGGAGGAUCUCGCCUCUGCGCUCAUCACAAGCGACACGUUGACGGGACUGUACCUGAAUGACAAUAAUCUGGGAGAUUCCGGGGUGAAAGUGCUGAACGAGGCGCUGAUGCAUCCAGACUGCAAGAUAGAGAAACUGGGACUUUCCGGCACUGGUCUCACUGACUCCGGCUCGGAAGACCUGAUGUCCAACCUCAGCACCAAUCCCAAGAUGAAGGACGUGAACCUGGGGUCGAGUUUCUCCUCAGACCAACUCAGUUGCUCAUUCUCCUCGACUGAACAUCAGGAGUCUGAUGUGGAGACAUCUGCGGCAGAAUCUGUUUAAACCUUUCGGACAGGAACGGCCGUGGCUGCUGCAGGAAUCUGGAUCGUGCAAAAGUGUUGGACCUGCUGUUUUGGCAUUGACGGUUGCCUUGUAUAAAAAAAAACCUUCUGUUAUACGAUGAUAUUUUAACGUGUCUUUUUGUAUUUGUUUUUACU